Messenger RNA from Chaetomium fimeti, 1371 nucleotides. RefSeq lists its product as uncharacterized. The coding region runs from base 1 to 1371 and encodes 456 amino acids. The record is from RefSeq and is a predicted model, not a curated record. Gene Ontology annotation, molecular function: oxidoreductase activity, acting on the CH-CH group of donors. Lineage: Eukaryota; Fungi; Ascomycota; Sordariomycetes; Sordariales; Chaetomiaceae. The transcript is spliced from 5 exons. Gene Ontology annotation, cellular component: membrane. Gene Ontology annotation, biological process: lipid metabolic process.
AUGGGCGAGGCAACCCACUGGACCAGGACCACCGACAACACACCACCGGUGCCCGCGCUCGCUCUCCGGCGGGAGGUACCUAUCCAAAACACCACCAACCCACCACCAGACGCCCCCGGAGCAGAAACGACCACCACAUAUCCAUCCACCCACAACCCACCAACCCAACCCACAAAAAUGCACUGGCUCCUCCGCAUAAUCCGCUCCCCCUUCCUGCUCAAGCUCCCCUGCAUCCUAGCCCUGACCCUCCUCCUCCAAUGCAUCACCACCGGCACCGUGCCCAGCACGCACCUACUCGCCACCCUCACGCGCUGCGCCGCCGCCGUCCUGGCCGUGCAGACGGCCGUCGCGGUCCCCUCGGUCCUGCUGCGCUGCGAGCUGCUGUAUGACUUGGCGGGGGCGGGGUGCUUUUUGUUGGUGGUGGGGUUGAGUCUGGGGGGGAGGGCUGCUGGGGGAGGGGGGGAGGGUGGUGGUGGUGGUGGUGGUUACGGUGGUGGUGAUGGUGGUGGUGAUGGUGGUGAUGGUGGUGAUGGUGGUGAUGGUGGUGGUGGUGGUGAGUGGGGGGUGGGGAGGGUGCUUGUGGAGGGGAUUGGGAGGGCGGUCGUGAGGAUGGAUUGGGGGGUGUGGGAGGAGAUGGGGGUGGAUUGGAGGCAGGGGCUGGUUAGUGCGGUGGUGUGCGUUUGGGCGGUGAGAUUGGGCAUAUUCACCUUCGUUCGGUCGCUUUGCCGAGGGGGUGACUCGCGUUUCGAACCCUUCCGCGCCAAUCCUUCGCUGUUCUUUGGACUCUUCAUGCUGCAGGGAGUGUGGGUCAUGUUUUGUACCCUCCCUGUCAUUGCGCUGAACUCGAUCCCAAGCGAGGGCUUUACCGGCACUGGUUGGCGCAAGCCGGACCAACCCUCGAUCAUCCCGGGGAUGUACCGCCGGUUCUGGUUCUGGCUCGGCAUGUGGUCCUUUUUCAGGGGCUUUAUGAUUGAGUGCGUGGCAGACUGGCAGUUGUCGAAGUGGCGCUUGGACAGGUACCUGAAGAAGCACGACGAGGUGUUUUGCGGGAGGGGCCUUUGGGACAGGAGUCGACAUCCCAACUACUACGGCGAAUGCCUCGUAUGGCUUGGGAUCUCCAUGUGUUGCUAUUCUAUCAUCAUAUCGACGGCCGGCCGGAGAGCGCUCGGGCUGGGGUGGUUUACCGUUGUGGUGUUGUGCUGCAUCACGCCGUAUUUUGUUUACAAGUUGCUGAAGAACAUCAGCAUCCCAGCGAUUGAAGACAAACACGACAAGAUGUACAUGGGGCGGCAGGAUUAUCGGGACUGGAGGAGGACGUGGACUUUCAGGCUCUGGCUUGACGGGGCUGGUGUCCUCUGGGGAUACGCCUGA